Tachysurus vachellii is the source of this 1537-nucleotide messenger RNA. RefSeq names its product epithelial membrane protein 2 (gene emp2). The transcript is spliced from 5 exons. Gene Ontology annotation, cellular component: plasma membrane. The record is from RefSeq and is a predicted model, not a curated record. Bases 181 to 669 code for a protein of 162 amino acids. Lineage: Eukaryota; Metazoa; Chordata; Actinopteri; Siluriformes; Bagridae.
GAGCGCGCGCUUUUCACGCCCCACUGUUCACUACUACAGCCGACCAGCAGUGACGCUUUUUUUGCGCUUCUUUCCUUCCUAAACUUUUGGUGUUGAACCCUUCAGUCUGUCGGACUCACUGUUCUGUACCGUUAAGGAUUCCACUCCGGUUAGACUCAUCCUCCUGCUCCAGCGUCAGCCAUGUUGGUGAUUUUGGCUUUCAUCAUCUUCUUUCACAUUAUCUCAGCGAUACUGCUUUUCAUAGCAACGAUCCAGAAUGCUUGGUGGUUUACAACAAACGGUGACUUCUACACCGAUCUUUGGUACAUCUGCAACGGCACCUGUAAAGACAUUCCAAGCAGUGCGUCCAGUGAUGCCGGAUAUCUUCAGGCGGUGCAGGCUGCCAUGAUUCUAGCAACAAUCCUGUGCUGCGUGGACUUCUUCGUCUUCAUCCUUCAGCUUUUCCGUUUGAAGCAGGGCGAGAGAUUCAUCCUCACGGCCAUUAUACAGCUCUUGUCUUCGCUGUGUGUGAUGAUCGCCGGGUCCCUUUACACGGCCGGGAGGACGACUUUCCAGGCCAAGAGCGUACAACAGGGCGACUACGGCUACUCCUUCGUGCUCGCCUGGGUGGCCUUCCCCAUGACGUUCAUCAGCGGCCUCAUGUAUUUAGUCCUGCGCAAGCGCAAGUAGGACGCUUUACAACAGUCCACCUCACACGGCUGUGACCUUCGACGACAGAAUUUAUCGUGUAAAUAUGUUCUAUUUUAAAAUAUAAAGAUCCAAAUCAUUGUCAAAACAUAAUAAUGGGGGGGAAAAAAACAAUGUAAAGCAUAAAAUACUGGAAACUGAUGUGUUUUCCUUCUGCGCCACGUAGGAAAUUGGAAAUUUGAACAGAUUAAUGUUUAAAGGAUUAGAGUUAGAAUUAGAAAUAGCAAAACCACUAUUUAGUUUUAAAAUUUGGCUCAAUAAACACUCGACCGUUUCUAACAAGUCGGAUAAACAUCAUGCUGCCAGUUUGCAGAGCAGCACAUGAUACUUGAAGCCGAACAAAGCGAGGCCAGAGGUGUGUACAGGACACCUAUUGUGUGAAACUUUUCUUAUCCUGGUGUUUUUCUUGUUUAAACUGAAGUUGUAGUUAUACUGCAUGUUUAAUUUCACCUGUAUUUAGCUUACCGUUAGCACGAAUUAUAUUUCAUAGGCAGUGUAAUAAGCUCAUAGGGAAAGAUUUGGGGUUGGGAGAUAAGAUUUGGUUGGUUUUUUUAAUCUCGUGUGUUUCACAGAAAUGUUUCAAAUAAUUUAGACGUUUAUUUAUGUUUUUUUUGUACUGAAGUAUUAUUUCGAGUUUGAACCCGUUUUACUGAAGGCUUUUUUUUUUUUUAAUGGAGUGAAAUCGUAAUGGCAGCUUUCUUUCUUCUUUUAUUUUUUUUUUUAAUCCAUUUUGCUUGUUGUUUGUGUCAAGAUCUAUCCGGUUGCCUGUAUUUCCAGUGACUUGUUUUCUAACUUGGGCUCGUUUUCUGCAUUUUUUGAAAUUCAAUUAAAUGUAUUUUACUUUAAAUUA